GUUUGUCCCGGCUACAAGGGCCGACACUGGAGCCCACUUUGUCUCUUUACCGUUUAGAAAGUGUCCGAUCUUGUUGAAAUUGAAAAUCAACAAUUACAGCCGAUGUAACGCCACACAAUCAUAGACAGUGAUGGAUUCCCCUGAACAGGAAAAGAAGGCGGAUGUCCGCCGUCCCAUGAAUGCGUUCCUCAUCUUCUGCAAGCGACACCGCAGCAUGGUGAGGGAGAAGAACCCCGACCUGGACAAUCGUAGCGUGACGAGGAUUCUGGGAGAUUUGUGGGCGAAUCUCGGCGACACGGAGAAGUCGGUGUACACAAGUCUUGCCAAACAGUACAAGGAUGCGUUUAUGAAGGCGAACCCGGACUACAAGUGGCACAACCCAGACAAGACCCAUCCCACUCCGACCAAGAUGACGACACGGCCCACCAACGCCCGGGUGGUCAAGUCGGUCCAAGAGAUCCACCUACAUGGCUCCAUCAUGCCUGGUAAAUUAGCAGAUCCGUCCAAUAUGGGAGGCCUAAGCCUGCUACUUAUGGCCGGGCAGCAGUCAAUGACGCCUCGGCACACAGGGGAGGCUGAGCGGAGAGUUACCUCCCCUGACAGCAAGUGCACUUCAAAAUCCGCUUUGUUGGAGCUUGCUGAGAUGUGUGCAAAUGAACUACAACAAGGGGAGGUAACUGUUCCACAUCCAAAAAAGCUGAUCACUAAAACAGAAAGUGGAAAGAAGGUGAAAGCUGCACACAAGAAGAUGGGAGAUGUUGAAAUUAGCUCAGGGAAAAGCAGAAGUAAAUCAGAAUCUGAUUCCAAUACUGAAGCUGCAGAGAGUUUAGGGUUGCCAUGGAAAUCGGAACAGUCGCUGUCGGACAUCUUGAAACUACUCCAGUCCAUGAAAGAUCAUGAAAUAAAAAAGAAAGUAUGCAAGGAAGUGACAGGAAGUUGCACCGUGAAACAAGAACCAGAGAAUUUUGGGAAGGUUGACCCAAGUGGUGUAACUGAUAGACCUCCAUCAGUGGAGUCAGCUGAAAGGAGAAUCCCCGAACGGCCCAGUCCCAGGGUCAGAAGCUGGUCAGAGUCAGCGAAAGAUCAAGAUGUCUUCGUUGCAGGGAUGGGUGACCAUUCCAGUUAUACAAGCGUCAGGUCAAAAGACGACACUCCGGAGAGACGGAAGUCUCAGGCGGAGACACUAGCAGGUUGUCUCUCCGAUCAAAACGAUAAUGACAUUGUAUCGUGUGGUAAACUGGUCGUUGAUCAUAUUUUUGAUCGACUCUCGUCCACUGAGUUUUCACGGUCAGCAGGUAAAUUAAAAGGCUUGACAUCAAUUGAUGAGGUGAGAAAGGUACUUCUAAGUUCCGAAUUUGCCGAGUCCAAAUUAACCCCAAAAGAGGAAAACCCAGACAAAAAUAUAGUCCAUUCAAGAAUUGAUCACCUUGUAACAGAAGCGUAUCCCAAAGAGAAAUGUGCUACAGAAACCAAACAUAAAGCAGAAGUAACGAAAGAGUACUCGCCAAUUCUGCGCGUUCCUGAUUUUAAAAGUUUCCUUGAAACUGAAAUGAACCAGAAAAAAAGUUCAUCUGAUGCAAUAGGGUCCGAUGCAAAUGUAGUCCGGGCGAAGAAGCGCACGAUGACCCUGCCUCUAGAAGACGUGAAGCCAGAACAGGUGGAAGAUGUCGGAGGGCUAACGCCAGAGUCAAGGGCAGACAGGUCGGAUCAGGACAGUUACGGUGGGCUUGAGGAUGACGGCAAGGACCGAGAUGAUGGCAGUUAUCAACCGGUCCGUAAGUCGCGGCGAAGGAACCGGGGACAGCGGUAUCUGGAGCUGAUUAAUGAGGGCAUCAUACAGCCAUCCAAAGAGAGACUAGCGGCCAGACGUGCAGAGCAGACGUCAACUGACGAUGAAACACUGUGGAUGUAUGAUGACUUCCCGCUGGAGGACGAGGUUCAGGAGGUCCGGAGACCAACCACCAAACGAUGCAGCUCCGACUCUGACGCCAACCUUGAGGAAAAGAAAUACAAGACUGGGGAUUUUGACCUUGAAGCUCAGAUAGCAACCUUGCCAGCCUGUAGCCUUGACCCUGUGUCACGCGGCAAUCGUCAGAAAAACACCCCAACCAAGAUACGGCACCACAGCGAGGGCUCCACCAAGAAGACCACCAUCGUGUCCUCCCCUACUGCAGCAGUAAGUGAUGUCACAACGCUGACCCUCCCUCCCCACCUGAAGAUGCAGCAGGUGCCCGUUCAGGCCGCCCCCGUGAGCGGCAGUCGGAAGAGGAAGGCAAGAAAACACUCCAUCAACCAUCUACUUCCUGCCAGCGCAAAUAGCGAAGACAAAGAGGAUACAGACCUAAAUCAACCUGCUGGUGAAGAUGCCACAAAAGAAAUUACAUCUAUCAAAGAUGAGGAAGGUCAAAGGUCAGUGGUUUCUAGCAGCCAAUCAAUGGACAGGGAUGACAGAUCUCAGGAAGAAGGUCAUGUGUCACAUGACUCAACUGACCAAUCAGAUCCAGAUUCGGAGCCUGACAUGAAGAAAGUAGCGACAGAUGAGGAAGUCAAGAAAGAUGCCAGUGGUUGUGAAACUAGCCAGUCAGCAGGUAGCUCUUGCUCUCACCCAGCUGAAUCUGACCAAUCAGAUACCUCGAGACACAGCCCCGGAAAAGGAUGUGACAGGAAUGCAAAUAUCAGUAUGACUGAAUCCGAUGUUUUGGAUUUCCGGACUUCUGAAAUUGUUCCCGGUGUUCGAAGCAAGGAUGGGUGUGUUCAGUCAACAGCAUCUGCGACGAUGAAGUCACAACCCGGUGAUACUUGUGCCAUUCAAAGCAAUAUUAGUAGUAAGCUAAUGCAAUCAGAAUCUGUAGCAAAGGAAAAUCUCGGUGAUUCGGUUCUUACGCAGGUUAUGGAGGGACAUCUUCAAGAUUCAGAGAGCGAUGUCUCUCUAUCCGAGUCCAUACGUCCAGACAAAGUGCUGGAUUCAAAAGCAACAGAAAUUCAAUCUCAGGAAGACAAGGAAUGCACUGAUAGUGGGACGGCAAACGAGACCCUGACUUCCGGGCUUGGCUGUGAGGGUUCCAGUCAUGUUAAUAAGCCAUUGCCUAGUAGUACAACAACUCUGGUCUCAACUGUUCAUUCAAACAGACAGGCUGCUCUGCCACAAGAAUCGGAUAUUAUCAGUUCUGAAUCCUUCUCGACUCCUACAUCUUCCGUCAACAUUGUUACGUUCUCGUCUGCGCCCGCACCCUCUACAGUUGACCUUGUGACCUUGUCGACAUCUGCUGUUACCCAAGGCGUCAAUUUAGAAGUCCUGACCGAGAGAACAGACGACAGCCCCACCAGCAGUAUCGCACAGUCGCCUCUUGCCGCCGGAUCUCCGUCCGUCGGUGUGGUACAUUCUUAAAAGCUGAUCAUCAUAAUUCAUUUUAGAUUUUGUCUAGGAUUCUUGUGACCUUGUCGACAUCUGCUGUUACCCAAGGCGUCAAUUUAGAAGUCCUGACCGAGAGAGCAGACGACAGCCCCACCAGCAGUAUCGCACAAUCGCCUCUUGCCGCCGGAUCUCCGUCCGUCGGUGUGGUACAUUCUUAAAAGCUGAUCAUCAUAAUUCAUUUUAGAUUUUGUCUAGGAUUAAAAAAAUAAAAGAAUUGGUUCUCAGGCAAUGACAGUAACCAGGGAAAGGGUGACAAGAAUACAAACUCCUAUUGCCGCCAUGACCAUAACACGAGAUGCACAGAAAAGCAGUGCACAUGUAAAGGGAAGUAACUGCGUGCUGUAUUGGAUCACAUUUUUAAAUAUUAAAUAUUUUUUUAUUUCGAAAAAAAACAAAAUGUGCGGCAGACUUUAUGAUGAAGAGGGCGGUGCCUGAGAACCAAGACUAUUAUUUUGUUUAGCCCUAUUUUGUGCAUGUGCAGUCAUCCUCAGAUUUUAGACACUUGUGUAUUGUCGCCUUGCUCUAAUGAUAUUCGGAGCCACAUAAUGUUGCAUUUCGAGUGAGCCAUUGUGUAGGUCUCACGAGGAUAUUCUAACGGUGCUGCACAUAUUUCCGUCUGUAGCAGUUCACCUCUGCUUCUUUCACCACAACCAACUUGCAGACGCACAUUUGCAUCAGCUUCUGAUCUUUAAUUGGAAAUACCAUGAUUCCAAUGUAGAAUGUUUGGUUUAUUUAUUUGAAAUUAUUAUUUAAUUGAAUGUUUCAUUGGUAGAAAAAAUAGACUUCACAAGGUUACAGUUUUUAGCGAUCUUUUUAACUAUCUGGAGGAGCACCUUAAAAUUUUAGAAAACAGAAUUUGAUAAUUAGUCAAAUGAAGUGUAUUAUUAAUACUAUUUUUUUAUCAAUGAUACGGAUGUUAAUAGUAAAUGACCCUGUGGGACUCGAUCUGCCUCGUGGAACUUGUUUUAUCUUGUGACGCUAGACUCAUUCAUGCCCGAGGCAGACCAAUGGUUUCUGGCUUAAAGGAUAAACAAGACUUCUACAAUGUUACACUUUGCAGAAGUAAGGAAAUAAACAGAGGGUAUUUAUUGUUUCUCGUCACAUAGCAUGUUUAUCUCAUCAAGUGGCCUCAAAAGUUGAUGUUUCAGUGAAAACGUAAGCUCUGCAUGUCUCGUGACUAGAACAAGUUUCCGCCCUUUCCGAAAUGAGCUGGAAUUUCGUGGCUCGAUCAUGGCGUCGCGAAUGGCUAUUUAGAGUUCUAUCCCUUCUAUGGACCAAUCAGAUUCCACCUAUCAUAUCACUUGGCGGGGCCCAAUCAAGACGAUCUCAAAUAUAAUCAUGAUCUAUUUUGUAAUAAAAUG
Molecule: messenger RNA, 4776 nt
Organism: Haliotis rufescens (red abalone)
Lineage: Eukaryota; Metazoa; Mollusca; Gastropoda; Lepetellida; Haliotidae
Product: HMG box transcription factor BBX-like
Exons: 9
Coding region: 131-3388 (1085 amino acids)
Biological process (GO): regulation of transcription by RNA polymerase II
Cellular component (GO): nucleus
Molecular function (GO): RNA polymerase II transcription regulatory region sequence-specific DNA binding; DNA-binding transcription factor activity, RNA polymerase II-specific
Source: RefSeq, a predicted model, not a curated record